CUGGGCUCCCCUGGCCUUUGCAAUGUUCCCAACUUUGCAAUUUGCAAGGGAUGAUGGUUAGCAAAGAGUUAUUUAAGUGGAGGCUGUGGCCUGCUGGAGAAGGAAGGUGGAGAGGGCACUAAGUUUUAAGUCUCACCCCACUCCCCUCCCCCAUCCGGGCGGCCGUGCAGGCCCCAGGUGCAGCCAUGUUCUCGCUCCCACCACCCGCGCGCCUCCAUUGACAGUCCAAGCCGGAGAGGGCCGGGCGCCGCGGCGCUUCAGCUCGGCCUAGAGGGGGGCGGUGGGGAGAGAAUCUGGGUUCAUCCCGCAAGGCUAUCUGGGAGUUAUAGUUCGGGGUACCCACUCAUUGCGUAGGUGAGCGCGGGUUUAGAACUACAACUCCCGGUGGGCGGUGCUGCCUGUGCGCACGCGCAGCGGCACCUUUGAGGAACAAAAAAAAAAAAAAAAGCAAAAAAAAAAAAAGGGGGAAAAAGGAGGAGGAGGAGGAGGGUGAGAGAGAAGCUGGGAGAGCAGAGAAAAGGGGGCACCGGCGGCCCCCCCCCGCUUCCCUGCACGCGCUCGCCGCCCGCCUGCCGCGGUUACCCCUGGGCUUCGUCCCUCUGUUUCCCCCCGCGUCUGGCGACCCAGCGAGGAGCGAGGCCCCGCCGGGGGCGGCCAUGCGGCGGUGACAGGAGCACGGCCGAGACGCACGAGCCCCCCUCGCCCUCUCACCUCCACCCCGUUCACCAGCUCGCCGAGGCCCCUCCGGCCUAUAUCCGCUUGCUGUCCGUAUCUCCCCCUCCCCGACCCUCCCCGGCUGCACUUCGGAAAUCAUGGCCCAAGUAGCGAUGUCCGCGCUGCCUGCGGAGGAUGAGGAGUCUUCGGAGAGCAGGAUGGUGGUGACGUUCCUCAUGUCUGCCCUGGAGUCCAUGUGUAAAGAGCUGGCCAAGUCCAAGGCUGAGGUGGCCUGCAUCGCCGUGUAUGAGACAGAUGUGUUUGUCGUUGGAACCGAAAGAGGGCGUGCUUUUGUCAAUACCAGAAAAGAUUUCCAAAAAGAUUUUGUGAAGUAUUGUGUUGAAGAAGAAGAAAAGGCCGCCGAGAUGCAUAAGAUGAAAUGUACAACCCAGGCCAACCGGAUGAGCGUGGAUGCUGUAGAAAUUGAGACCCUCAGAAAAACGGUGGAGGACUAUUUCUGCUUUUGUUAUGGGAAAGCCUUAGGCAAAUCCACAGUGGUCCCUGUGCCAUAUGAGAAGAUGCUGCGUGACCAGUCAGCUGUGGCGGUGCAGGGGCUUCCCGAGGGGGUCGCCUUCAAGCAUCCCGAGCACUAUGACCUCGCAACCUUGAAGUGGAUUCUGGAGAACAAGGCGGGGAUUUCCUUCAUCAUCAAGAGACCUUUCCUCGAGCCGAAGAAACACCUUGGUGGUCGAGUGAUGGCGGCCGAUGCUGACAGGCCCAUGCUGUCUCCGGGUGGAAGUUGUGGCCCCAUCAAAGUGAAAACUGAGCCCACGGAAGAUUCUGGCAUUUCUCUGGAAAUGGCCGCUGUGACAGUGAAGGAGGAGUCAGAAGACCCCGAUUACUAUCAGUAUAACAUUCAAGCAGGCCCUUCUGAAACUGAUGAUGUUGAUGAAAAGCUCCCCCUUUCGAAGGCUUUGCAAGGAAGCCAUCACUCCUCAGAAGGCAACGAGGGAGCGGAAGUGGAAGUGCCAGCAGAAGAUUCUACUCAACAUGUCCCUUCAGAAACCAGUGAGGACCCUGAAGUUGAGGUGACCAUUGAAGAUGAUGAUUAUUCUCCACCUACCAAGAGGCCAAAGAGCAGUGAGCCGCCCCCACCCCCACCGGUCCCAGAGCCCACCAACGCCGGCAAGCGCAAAGUGAGGGAGUUCAACUUUGAGAAAUGGAACGCGCGCAUCACUGACCUACGGAAACAAGUGGAAGAAUUGUUUGAAAGAAAAUACGCUCAAGCUAUAAAAGCCAAAGGCCCGGUGACGAUCCCAUACCCUCUUUUCCAGUCGCACGUCGAAGAUCUGUAUGUAGAGGGCCUUCCUGAAGGGAUCCCCUUUAGAAGGCCAUCAACGUACGGCAUUCCUCGCCUGGAGAGGAUAUUGCUGGCAAAGGAGAGGAUCCGCUUUGUGAUCAAGAAACAUGAGCUUCUGAACUCAACACGAGAAGAUUUACAGCUGGACAAGCCCGCAUCAGGAGUGAAGGAAGAGUGGUAUGCUCGUAUCACCAAACUGAGGAAGAUGGUUGACCAGCUCUUCUGCAAGAAAUUUGCUGAGGCCUUGGGAAGCACAGAAGCCAAGGCUGUACCGUACCAAAAAUUCGAGGCCUAUCCCAAUGAUCUCUAUGUGGAAGGACUUCCAGAAAACAUUCCUUUCCGAAGCCCCUCAUGGUAUGGAAUCCCAAGACUGGAAAAAAUCAUCCAAGUGGGCAAUCGAAUUAAAUUUGUUAUCAAGAGACCAGAACUGCUGACUCACAGUACAACUGAGGUGACUCAGCCACGGACGAAUACGCCAGUCAAGGAAGAUUGGAACGUCAGGAUCACCAAGCUCCGCAAGCAGGUGGAGGAGAUCUUUAACUUGAAGUUUGCUCAAGCUCUUGGCCUCACAGAGGCUGUGAAGGUGCCGUAUCCUGUGUUCGAAUCCAACCCAGAAUUUCUGUAUGUGGAAGGGCUCCCUGAGGGGAUCCCCUUCCGAAGCCCUACCUGGUUUGGGAUUCCACGCCUUGAGAGGAUUGUCCGUGGGAGCAAUAAGAUCAAGUUUGUUGUUAAAAAGCCCGAGCUAGUUGUGUCCUACUUGCCUCCUGGGAUGGCUAGCAAAAUCAACACUAAAGCAUUGCAGUCCCCGAAACGACCACGAAGCCCUGGGAGCAACUCCAAGGUCCCUGAAAUCGAGGUCACUGUGGAAGGCCCCAACAACAACAGUCCUCAGACCUCUACCGUUCGAACUCCUACCCAGACCAACGGUUCAAACGUUCCCUUCAAGCCUCGAGGGAGAGAGUUUUCCUUUGAGGCCUGGAACGCUAAGAUCACAGACCUGAAGCAGAAAGUGGAGAAUCUCUUCAAUGAAAAGUGCGGGGAAGCUCUUGGCCUUAAGCAGGCUGUGAAAGUACCGUUUGCGCUAUUUGAGUCCUUCCCAGAGGACUUCUACGUAGAAGGCUUACCCGAGGGCGUGCCCUUCCGAAGACCAUCCACUUUUGGCAUUCCAAGGCUGGAGAAGAUCCUCCGGAACAAGGCCAAGAUAAAGUUCAUCAUUAAAAAACCUGAGAUGUUCGAGACGGCCAUCAAAGAGAGCACCUCUUCCAAAAGCCCUCCGAGGAAGACGAACUCAUCCCCCAGUGUCAAUACGACAGCCUCAGGUGUGGAAGAUCUUAACAUCAUUCAGGUGACAAUCCCAGAUGACGACAACGAACGACUCUCCAAAGUCGAGAAGGCCAGGCAGCUUCGGGAGCAAGUCAACGACCUCUUCAGCCGAAAGUUUGGUGAAGCUAUUGGGAUGGGCUUCCCCGUGAAGGUCCCCUACAGGAAAAUCACCAUCAACCCUGGCUGCGUGGUGGUCGAUGGCAUGCCCCCGGGGGUGUCCUUCAAAGCCCCCAGCUAUCUGGAGAUCAGCUCCAUGAGAAGGAUCUUAGAUUCUGCUGAGUUUAUCAAGUUCACUGUCAUUAGACCAUUCCCAGGACUGGUGAUUAAUAACCAGCUGGUUGAUCAGAAUGAGUCUGAAGGCCCUGUGAUACAAGAAUCAGCUGAGGCAAGCCAGUUGGAAGUUCCAGCAACAGAAGAAAUCAAAGAGACAGAUGGGAGCUCACAGAUCAAGCAGGAGCCAGACCCCACGUGGUAGACCGUGGCUCUCCAGGUUCGGCUCCCGGCGUGAGUGGUGGAGAAGAGCUUUCGGACCCGCUCCGGCCAGCUCUGUAAUAUACUUGUAUAACAGAAAUACCUUCUAUACAAACCUUCUUUUCUACUUUUAGAUAGAAAUGUCUACUUUCUCAGCAGUUCUGUGAAUUGAACUACAUAGCGUGAUGAGAUGCGCGUGCCUGGCUGGCUUGGGAAUGCACUAGAAGGAUUUUGCAGCAGUGCUGGAAGGAGGCGGGGAUGGCAGGGACGACUCUUAGGGUUUCUCAUGCAUCGGGCAGAGCCUUGGGCUGAGGGGCGUAUCCCCGUCAGUGAGCUAUUCCUCCAGAGCAUCUUGGCUUCCGCAGGGAAGGAAACCCCUGUGCUAGUCAGUGCGUUAGUUUUUCUAUUGAAAACCAGUUCCGUGAUCUUGCACUCAGCUCCCCCUCCUGCCCAGGGGAGGGCUGCUGUCUGUGUAUGUGACUAAGCCUCCUCCCGAGUUCCAUUAUGAGUCCUCUGUCCUCACUGUCAUUCAAAGCAAAGCCGGCCAGUGAGCAGCCAGUGCGUCCGAGUGCAACUGGAGAGGCUGACCUCGGAGUCUCUCUCGAGGUUACUUUGCAGCAAGUAAAUUUCUGGGCGUAUCCAGAAGGUCAGAGGCCAGUGGUCAGGUGUGCAUGCUUGAGCAGCUGGAUGACUCAACCCUCCCUAACCACCAGGACCUGCAGUGACCUGGGGUGCUCUGGGUGGAGUCAGGCUGGCCUUGUGUCUGCCUGGUUGGUUGUCUCUAACCACCUGUCUGGCCUCGGUGCCAGGGUGGGGAGUGGGGUACCUUGGUGUCCUCGCCCUCUGUGGGGCUCCACGUGGGAGCUCGCAGACGAUGCCACUGUAUAAGGCAGCAGCUCUCAGCAGUUAGAGGGUGUGAGGGCACCGCUCUCAGUAGCGUCACCACGAUGUUCACCAUGGGAAAUUAUAUCACACGGUAGCAGAAAUAGGCAUUUUAUGUGUUCCUUAUAUUUUACCUCAGAUUGUAGAUAUAGGGUAAUAAAUAAAAUCCAUCCAUGCCUUUCA
Molecule: messenger RNA, 4873 nt
Organism: Rattus norvegicus (Norway rat)
Lineage: Eukaryota; Metazoa; Chordata; Mammalia; Rodentia; Muridae
Gene: Gtf2i
Product: general transcription factor II I
Biological process (GO): transcription by RNA polymerase II
Cellular component (GO): nucleus; cytoplasm
Source: RefSeq, a predicted model, not a curated record